CUGAGACUCAGAUCCCCCGGACCUCGACGCCAUGGCUUCCUCCAGCUCCUUCCUGCCCUCCGCCACCCGCGGCGUCUUAUCCUCAUCAUGUCGUCCGGCCAUUCGCCCCCGCACAAUGCCCCCCUUCCUGUCCGGCUUCCAGCAGGUCCGACCAGCCUCCCAGACGCGCAGCAAGAAGGCCGCUCCCCCCAAGAAGAAGGGUGGACCCAAGGAAUUCAAGCAGGGCAACCUCGAUGAUCUGGAGCAGUUUGCGCUGUGCGAUGCCAUGAGAUACCUCCGUGCCUUCGAAGUCGGCCGCGAGCCGGCCUCUUCCAAAUACGAGGUCCACAUCCGCAUGAAGACGAGGAGAGACGGACCGGUCAUCCGGAACAUGCUCCGCUUCCCUCACUCGGUGCAGACCGAAUCGCGAAUCUGCGUCGUGUGCCCCCCGGGAACCAGAAUCGAGAAGGAAGCCCGCGCGGCCGGUGCUGUGCUGGUGGGAGAGCAGGAGGUUUUCGACGCCGUCCUGGCCGGCAAGAUUGAGUUCGACCGCUGCAUUUGCCAUCCCGAUAGUUUGCCUGCGUUGAACAAGGCUGGUCUGGGCCGCAUCCUCGGUCCCCGGGGUUUGAUGCCCAGCGUGAAGACGGGCACCGUGGUGGAAGAUGUCGCCUCGCGAGUGGAGAUGCUGCGUGGUGGUACGAUAUACAGAGAGCGCGACGCCGUCAUUCGUCUGCCCAUUGGACAGCUGGCGUUCUCCCCGGAGCAGCUGCGUGACAACCUGCGCGUAACCAUCGACCAGAUCAAGAAGGAUGCGGCCGGUCUCAACGAUCGCAUCACCAAGGAGGUGUACGAAGUGGUCCUGAGCUCCACGAACGGCCCCGGCUUCAGCCUGAACGGAGAGUUCAAGACAGACAAUUCCCCCGACGUUUCCGCCCUACAGGGUGCUUGAGAAGGUUGUUCGAGUUCAUGGUUGUACAGAAUAUGUUUUAUUAGGAAGGAUACGGU
This is a messenger RNA of Aspergillus heteromorphus CBS 117.55, 984 nucleotides long. RefSeq names its product mitochondrial 54S ribosomal protein uL1m. The transcript is spliced from 3 exons. The record is from RefSeq and is a predicted model, not a curated record. NCBI's taxonomy places the organism in Eukaryota, Fungi, Ascomycota, Eurotiomycetes, Eurotiales, Aspergillaceae. The coding region runs from base 32 to 928 and encodes 298 amino acids.